GCCUUCAUGGCCCUAUACUUGUGAGUGUCAGUCGACGGUGAAAUUCCUACUGCUCGGAUAAGCAGUUUACAUAUGUAUAAAUUCGACACAGACAUGAAUUUUCCUGUGGUUUAAAGUCGAAUUACGGCUUAUCUCUGAGCCUAACGUACAAGUGUCUUAUUCAUGUCUUGUAGUAGAUUUAUAGGUGCAGUCAAAUGUCAUGUGUUUCAGUGCAUAGGUAAAACUAUCACAUGAUAGCUCGGCGUCUCUGAGCAGAAGGCAGCAGCAGCAGCAGCAGCAGCAGCGGGGCUUCAUGUAAACACUCCGCACACAGGGCUUUGUUUCACACACACACUCACACACACACGCUCUUCGCAGGCUUCUCCCUUCUUCUAGUCAUGCCAUGGAUAUUUUGUGGCAAUACCAGUUCAGGAUAAUUUUACUCGGAGAUUCCACGGUGGGGAAAUCGUCGUUGCUGAAGCGCUUCACGGACGGAAUUUACAGCGAUGUGGCGGAUCCAACGGUCGGGGUAGAUUUUUAUGCCCGCUCGCUCGAUAUCGAGCCCGGGGUAAAAAUAAAGCUGCAGCUCUGGGACACGGCUGGCCAGGAAAGAUUCAGGUAAAUAUAAACGUGGGCUGAAUAGAACGAGUCAAAUGUGGCGAUCAUUCACUCAAAAUGAGAGAUUUGGUGUUGAAUAAUGUAGAGGCCUUAGCUUGCUCGUUUCGUGUCUGGUUUAUAUAAAAUGAAGCCCUUUAAAUUGAAUUAAGGCCAUUUCCUCUGAUGUAAUGAAGUGAGUGUAGACUGUGUGGAAAGACGAUUAUAUUGACCUCGAUCUGUCGAUGCCCUCGCCUUUAAAACAAGUGAGAAAAUGGAGUUGCAUCACUGCCUUCAUUCACGGAUGGAUGAUGGGCAGCCUCCUCAUAUUUAGGCCCCAGAUUGGCUCCCUAGUCCUGACUCCACCGUCUCCAGGGCAACAAAAUGAUAACUCUUUACCCAAAUCUGGUGUUUAGGAUUUACCCAGCUAUCCUGUUGCUUGCUCCGUUUCAUGUGUCCUAGCUGUCAUGGAUAAUUUCCUUUCAGGCACUCCUGUGUCUAGAGGAGCAGCUCUGCUCUCAGAUCUGCUUUCUCGUUUGAAGCCAAAGCAUCAGAGGGUGUUUUCCUAACAAGCUUCACUACACAAGUCUUUCACUUCUGUCUGAAUCGAGCACAAGGAGUGUUUGUGAGCUCAGGCAGCAACACCAAAUCAAUGCUGUGCAAUAUAAUAUGAUUUAUUGCCAGACUUAGGCCAGUGGGACAAUAUGUUAAGGGUCUUUGAGCCUUUAGGGGACCAAAUGUUUUGCUUUGUGGUAUCUGGAGUACAGCAUCAACAUACCAGGCCGAGGUAUUUCCCAAAGUUACAUGAACUAAUCAAAGUGUGGAUUGUAGACAGUGGGUCACCUGGCUGUUGAGUGCUUGUAGAGCACAGGUCACAGUUCACAGGUCACGAUUCCAGACUAGAUAAACAACAAACAAACAGAUAGCUGGGGAACAACGAGAGGAUGACCCUAUAUAACAGGAUUACAAACUGUGGUCAGGGAGAGCUGGACAUCAUUGGCAGUCCUCUCCCAGCAACUACAGUGCUGUUCUGAUACUGGUUUUGUCUUUAUAAUAAACUCCUCUUAUACAAGCAAGCCAGUGUCACGAAGCCUCCUUCUGCAUCUACACAUCGAGGACAGCCCAGACACAACAGCUUCUUUGCUGUUUUUGGUAUCUUUAAUCAAACACAACAACUCAGCUUUAAUGAGGUUGUCGAAGUGCAAACUGCUUAACAAAAAAUUUACAGAGACAGAAGUUGACAUGUUCUGUAUUGAACCCUCUAGUUAGUCAUAGCUUUCUUGUUUUCUGCAACAUAAGUGACCAUAUGCAUUAUAACACAUACGCUGCUAUAUCCACACAGUAAAAAUUAACUAAAUGUAAUGAAAAGACACUGUUUGUCUGUAGCUUCCAUUUCUUGUACAUGGUCGAUGUCCAAAUUUUCACCUUGUGUCAAAUAGAGUUGGAUAUCAUUAUUAGUAAAUUUACAUUCUACUGUGCAAACAGCCACACCAUGCACACAGGUACGGGGCAAAGUGCCAACAACCGCAUUUUCUAGUUGCAGUUUGUUCAGUGCAUGGUGUUAAGGCCAGAGAUUCAACACGUUUAAGUACAUUACCGUGUAUAUUACUAACACAAAGUCUGGUUCCUGCUUCUACAUCAAAUCUGUGCCAUAGCAUAUAGGUUCACAUAACAUUGUAUCUACAGCGUGAGUCUAAACAUGCAGCCUAGUGUGCACCUCCCAAAGAUUUUACUUACAUGUCAAAACAACACAGACUGCAAGCCCUGCGAUAAGUCUGCCAGAGCAGCAUCGUAUUUCCAGUAUUUAAAUAUUACUGGCAGAACAAGCACAAAAAUUACCCUGUGCUAUGGUCCUGCCCAUUCAAGGGCUUUACGUCCUCUCAGCUCUUAUUUUUCUUUGCAGUUAUUUCAAUAUGAUCAAUUCUGAGUCUCACUGACAGAUUUCUGGAUCGGCUUAAAAGACUGAAUAUGACUGGACAGGGCACACCCUCAGAAGUAGCCUCAGUCAGUUUUCUCAUCUCAGAUUUGUAUCCAUUUCAUUCAGGAGGUUUGAAAUAUCUCUCUCCAGCUAUUUAAAGUCAUGUUUGUCUCUGUGAGGUGCCAGUGACACAUCAUUUGGAUUUGGAUGAUUUCAGACUUAAUCUAUCGCCUUCUGCCACCGUUUCCCUUACUGUUAUCAUGACUAACACAUCCUGUCUGCCUCUGCACUACCCUACAGUUAUCACGUGCAUACUGUAUCUUGUGCUCACAUUUUGAGUAAUUUUUGAGGACAGUCACAACCGUCACGCCAAACAGCCUCAGCAAGUUUAUUUCGGGCCUUAUCACGCUUGAUUUCAUCAGUUUUGGAGCCCCUUGAAAAUGUGCUGUGGAAAAUAUGAAUGACUUUUUCAUCAGCAUGCUGUCAAUUGUUCAUUCUGAUACCUACACCCCUCACAGCGGUUUCACAUAAUACAUAUUAAAACUUGAACACAUCAGUCUUGUUGCAGAUGCUAUUGUUUAGGGUUAGGAUAUACAGAAAACAAAGACAUACAGACUUGAAACCACUUUGAAAUUUGGCCACUAACAGCCAAGAAUACAAAAAUGAAACUUAGCAUUAAGAUAGCCAUGAGACUUAUGCCUUCAAAUGCUAAUAUGUCGUUCAUUUCUCCACCCAACAGGUCCAUCACAACAUCAUACUACCGUAACUCUGUGGGUGGGCUGCUAGUCUUUGAUCUCACCAAUCGCAAGACCUUUGACCAUGUGAGGGAGUGGCACAAAGAGGUGAGUGAGCACAUCCUGCCUCACCACAUGGUCUACAUCCUUAUUGGCCACAAGAGCGACCUCAACAAGGACCGCAAAGUGAGCCGGGACGAGGCCGAGCAGCUGGCGGCCGAGCUCGGCAUCCGUUACGUGGAGACAUCGGCCAAGUGCAACAGCAACGUGGACCGGGCCUUCGAGCUGCUGACCAGAGACAUCUACGAGCUGAUGAAGAUGGGGGAGAUUGUCACUCGCGAUGGGUGGGAUGGAGUGAAGAGUGGCCUCACUGCCAAGGUCCUCUACCCGGAGGAUGAAGAGGAGCUAGCUACUGCAACAGCUGAGAAGGGCUGCCACUGCUGACUGUGAACUCUUUUUGUCCCCACACUGUCCUGUCACACCAAGAGCUCACCUCGCCUCACAGCUGUCCAUUGAAACCAAGUCACUCAGGCUCCUGAAAUCACCAUUCGUCACCUCCUCACUUUGUGCUUCAUGCCCUCUGUCGGUUCCUCUCACGACUGGGAUUGUUUCUAACAUGAGGGCCACUGUACAUCCUGAUGUGUAUCUUUUAGGCAAGCUGUAUCUAUAAAUCCAUGUGGUGUAGCCAGAGACAGCCUGUUUGGACCUCGUUUGGUCUACGCAGAGGUGAUUAAGUCUUUGACUUUGCCUAGAGCAUAGCCAACACUCCCUUUCCCAACUUGGAGUUCCCAACAUGGACUACAGAGCAUACCAGAAGAGCAAACCUGUCAUUGGACUAUGACUUCCUAUCGUCUGACGUAUGUUGUGGGUUUCUACCUGUCAAAGUGUGUGCAAUGCUUUCCCUGCAUUUUUUGUGACUGUAAAAUUGUAAAUAAUAGUGAAAUCUAUAGAGAUAAAAGCUAACAGGUCACUAUUUAAAUAAUAAUGUGAACAGACACAGUGCACUCUUAAAUAAGUGUCACCAUGUUAAUCAAUGUGCUCCUACUGCUACUGUAAGCUACGUGUGCACUAACGCCAAACUGACUCUGAUCAUUCUGUGAAUAGAUGAUUAUUGUUUUUGUAAAGAAUAUAGAUAAUUCUAGUUUAGGUGUGUGCAAAAACAUAGGCAUUUGUAAUUGAAGUAGGUGGUCCCAUCUAGAUCAUUGUACGAUAGCACGAACAAGAGCAAGACAAACAUACAGCACGUAUGUAGUCAGUCAUUUGCAGACUUUCUCAGCAGCAGUGAUGAGGAUCUGUUUGAUUACGAUGGAAGGGAGUUUAAAUUUCACCUGCAGCUGUUUGUUUCUGAUACAAGCAGCUGUUUCUCUGUUCAACGCUCAAUUCACAAAAGAAAUAUUUAAUUCAGAUUUGAGCCGGCGCCAGCUCAUUAAAUCUAAUCAUGUGGAUAGUUGCUGCUUUUGUGGGAUUCUUAGCUGUGUUCCAGAGGUGUCAGUGGGAAAUUUGGGUUAAAUUCUGUAUGGAGGAAAAUCUGUUAAGUAUUUCUUUUAUCAUGGAUUUUACACCCCUCCAAAUCCACCAGAGUCUCAGCAGACCACAGUUUUAAGGGCCAGUAUCCUGGAUUAGGUUUGGAUGGAUCACAUGUCUUUGCCCCUUUCACUCAUGCUUCCCGGUGCACUUUCCUGCCUAAUAAAGUGCAGGGGUCUAGAUGAAUAGUCAGGAAAUAUCUUCAUAUUUUUCUCUUAGCCAUUUCACAAGUGUAUUUUGUUUUGAAGUUACCUUAGAAAUAAGAUCAGAACGAGGUAAAUAGGUAGUUUGAAUCCCUCUAUAGUUUAUAUACAUGCACAGCUAGCUAUUCACCAUUUUAGAGCAUAUAGGAGUUAGGGUUUAAGCAGUUGCUUUUGCUUAUCUGUGUUGCCUCACAGCAGUAAACGAGGAAAUUUUAACCAGAAAUAAAGGAAAUUUUAAAAAAUCGAGCCCAGAAAUCAAUUAGGUUAGCAACCAGAAAUGCUGACCCUCCAGCUAGCGCAUAGAGUGUACAAAUCAUGGACUUGUGACACACAAUGGUUUCAACAUGGCGCCUGAUGAUGGCAGGCGUCAUGUUGAAAAUACUCACACAAACCAACAUUUAGUCAAUCAAGAAACAAAAAAAGAAGUGGAGCUUAGGUGGGCUCUGGGUAAACAGGGACAACGCACCCACCUGCCAAUCAACUCAGUUUCCUAUUUAUGCAAAAGUAUGUAAAACUAUUGCCAUUUAUUUUAUUCAAAUCCAUUUUUCAGAUCCUGACUAUAAUCACUUUUAGUUGUGAAGCGAAAAUUGGCAUUUUAACAUAGGACCAAAUGGGACCAAAUGGGAACUCGUUGUUUUUUUGGAGACAGCCUCAAGUGGACACUUAAGGAACUGCAGUUCUGCAUACUUCUACAUUGGUUUCACUUUUCAGCAGGUCACAGCUUGACCCUACAGUUAGCAACUUGCAGAAUUUUAAGUGAUUACAGGCAGUUUUCAAAAAAACGCAAAAUUUGUUAAGUAAUUAAGCUAGCGUGCAGGACAGGUCAUGUAAUUUAAUCAUCUUGAAUAUGCUGAUAAAAUAAUGUACAUUAUUUGUCAUUGCAAAGCCACCAACUGGCAUAUGUAUGACUUUCAAUGCAGUUAUAAACAAGACAAAACUAUGGUAGAUGUUUGGAUAGCAUGCACUUUGCUCUGCUUCAUCCUCUUUAAAUUUGGCACCAUCAUCGAUAAGCAGAUAUGAAAGUAAUAUCAAUUAUUUAUUACCUUACUUGUCAUCUGUAUAGUGAGCUACGUCCUGUACACCAGUGCAAUCAAUUUACCUUUAUGAAAUUUUAAUUAGAGGUUUUCCGUUUUGUUAUGGCAUCUUACUGGGAAAAUGAAGCAUGAAGGAUACUUUGUCAGGCCGACCACCUUGUCUCACUUUUCACCCUCAUUCUUGUCAUUCUCUUCAAGAAAACACUAGCAUACUAUCAGGCAAAUGAGCCUUGUGGAGUGCUCACAGACAUAAAAAAAAAAAGACUAAAAAAAGAAACUGUCACUCUUAAAACUGUCUCAUUUUCUAUUGGACGUCACAAAGUGGCAUCAGUAUUAGUUUAAGUCAGUUUCAAGACCAGUUAAAACUCACUGGAGCUGUAGGGAGUUUGAGGCAUAAACUAAGAACAUACUAUUGACAUAACUUCAGCUUUUCUUGGAGAGGGAUUGUUGGUAUUUGCAGACUUGUGACACUAAUUAGACCAGCUGUGAAAGCUUGUGAUGGUCAGCAGUAAGCUACUUUCAUGACGAUUACAUGUCUGUGCACGCAUAAGAGUUAUAGCUGUUACUAGCUUGGCACAAAGUGUCGUGUAUGUUUCAGUGUUAGAGUUUUGACUGUGAAAGCUGGUAAUCUGUUCUUGUAUGGAGCAUACAUUAAAAAACACUUUGCUUUGGAACUCACCUCACUCAUUCACCUCUCACCAGCAUCUCACCAAAUAAAAUACAACUGUUCACUUACAUGUAAACAACAAGAGAUUAUGCAUUUUGUAGAUUUUACUUUGCGAUCAUGCGACCAAACUGACAUUUUUUUUUUCUUUGACGUUGUUGGCAGUAUCAGAGAUGUAGAAGAUGUACAAAUGUGGCUGCUGCUUUGUAUAUGAUGAGGAAUGUAUUCUUAUAUGUGUGCACCAUCCCUUUAUUUCUGCUUUACUGAACUGAUUCAAUUUUUGAGCUUCCUGGAAACCACUAACUGUUACAGCACGGUUGUCUGAUUGGAUGACAUAUACACUAAAUGCUUUUUUUGUUUGUUUGAUUGACAAUCAGAUGUAAACAUUUUGUAUCUUCAAUGCAGGUCAGGACUUCAUCAUAGGGGUGCUCCACCUCGCUGAAAAUACCAUAAACAUUCAAUCUCCAUUUGACAAACGGUCUGUGUUGGUACUGAAACUACCUUUUGGCUCUCAUUUCAACAGGGUUAACUUGUAAUAUAUUGUUUUAAUUUGUAUGUCAUUACCGUCAGCAUGAUUCUUAUGCGUAAGCACUGCCUGCACAUCAGUGGGGCUUGAUGAACUGCACAGUGUGAAGAUGGUGGACUGUUGGAAAGCUGCGGACAAAUUCAAAGGAUGACACUACAAAGACAGCCUUAGCUGACUAAAAGACGGACUCUGUGGGAAAGAGUAUGCUCAUUUGGCAUCAGUCAUUAUGUGAUGCCUUUGUAUUCAUCAGUGUUAAAUAGUCAAUAAAUAUAAGCAAAACUUGCAGCAGCAGUUUUGUCCUCACAGACAGUAAUCUUGUGAACAGUGGCCAUCCUGCAAUGCUAAAAAUAAUGAAAGCCAAUUUUUUGUGUGGAACCAGACUCACUUAAAUCGUUCAAAAUUUUGGAAAAGUGCCAAUUUUGAUUAAAGAGAAGGUUCAAUGGAGUCAAAUAUGGCACUUUUGGUGGUAAAGUUAAAUACAGGGCUGGGAAAAGUGUCUGAUUUUUUAGAUCAAAUGUGGUUUAUAAUUUUAAUCGAUUUACCUUUUCCCUCUUAAAACUACUUUGAACAGAAAAGGAAGUUUUUUAACCCCUAGAAAAAGGAUUCACCUUUGGUCAUUAGGCAAGUGAGCUUUGCAGAGCCAAAUUGUCAUUGAUAAAAUGCACAGUCAAACUCAUGUGAGCCUACAUGGUUCACCUGGUCCAUAUGCCUGUUAAAGUGGAUUAAAACCAAAUCCCCUAUAGCUCUUAUAUAAAAUUCUUGCGUGUACAGUAAUACAUGGGCAGCGCAACUUCAGCUUGACACUUUUUUCAGCAUACCUAUAUUCAAAAGUUUUUGUUUUUUUAAGUUGUAUUUUUCUGACUUUGAUUCUUUUAAUCUGAGAGGAUGUGACAGAAGAUAGAGCAGAAAACCAGAAGCAAAUUGUUGGUAGUGGCCUGCGUAUAUGUGUGUAUAUGUCACAUGUAACAUGACUGCAUCAGCUACAGUAUGCUCCAUAAUAUUCCACUUUUGAAAUAUCUGAGCUGUACCUUUGAGCUAAAGGACUAGAGAGUGUUGAUGCAUGACUCUUGAACUGGAGCCAGAGGGCAAUAAGCUGAGCUUAGGUUGAAGACUGAAGGAAGGAGGAGUCUUCUGUCCAAAUACAGCCUGUUUUUACAGUGCUAAUAAAAUGGUUCUUCAUUUUGUAGGAUUCACUCACUUCCCUUUUAUCUGAGAAAAGAUUAACACCAGAAAUAAAGCCAAGUGUUUCUUUUUAUUUAGUUGACUUUAAAAAGCAGGCAUAGCUUCAUUGGGCAGAAACUUAAAAAUACUAGCAGUUGCAAACUAAUAAUUUAAAAUGUGUUUAUUUUGUUCAUAUUCAAACUGUAGUGCAAAGGCCAAGUUGCUCAGUGCCACAAGCUGGUACAUAUAAUGGAUUUCAGUUAGCUGGGUGCAGGUUUCUUUUCGCACAGUGAGGGCUACAUUUGGAAGCAUUGUGGCUGUACAGAAACUGAUAUUAAAGGAAGUAGUAUAAACAAAGAGUUAGUUUCUGCACUGAGGUUGGAGGUGGAUGAUACUAUUGUUGCAGACAAAUAAAUAAUCCCAACAUGCCUCGAAGAACUCCCCCUUGAACCACAACUCUGUUAUUUUUUUUUAACAUUGCUGCUCAAGUUUUGAUUAAAAACAAGCUGCAGAAAGCAAGCGCUGUAGAGUUGUAUAUGCUCACACAGGUUGGGACAUAUUGCUACUUUUCGUCAACUUACUUUCCAAAAUGUUGAACUGUACUUUAAGACAGUUUUCUUUUUUUAUGUUGUUCACAGAAAUGAUUAAUCUAAUUCACUUGCAGGGCCUCUGUAACAGAAAACAACAGCAGAUCCACAACCUGCAUGACCGUACAUGGCACAAACCUCUAAGCUCUUGAUCCCCAUGGUCACAGCUUUACUAAAUAAAUGUCAUUUAUUUUAUAUAUUCUGUAUGAGGUAUAUGCCUUCAUUUGAUGUGACAUUAUUGAUUGGUUUUCAAAAUAAAUAGAUGUACAAUGAUCAAUGGCA
Messenger RNA from Xyrichtys novacula (pearly razorfish), 9206 nucleotides. Lineage: Eukaryota; Metazoa; Chordata; Actinopteri; Labriformes; Labridae. The record is from the annotation of a GenBank genome assembly.